AUGUUUGCAGUAUGGAUCACUACUAUUUUUCUUCUUGGUUCAGCCACAGGAAAAGAAGUUUGUUAUGAAAGGCUGGGAUGCUUCACAGAUACCCCUCCUUGGUCUGGGAUCCCAGGGAGAGAGCUGACAGGCCUGCCCAGCUCUCCAGAAGCUGUGAACACCAAUUUCUUCCUUUACACUAGGGACAACAUUGUGAAAUAUCAAAAAAUUUCUGCUACAAAUCCUUCAACCAUCAAAGCUUCCAAUUUCCGAGCACACAGGAAAACUCGUUUCAUUAUUCAUGGGCAUCUUGCUGGAGCAGACCUCCCCUGGAUAACAAGUAUGUGCAAGCUCAUGCUUCCCACUGAGGAUGUGAACUGCAUUUUGACAGACUGGACAGGGGGCUCCAGUGGGUUGUACACGGAAGCAGUGAACAACGUCCGCGUUGUGGGGGCUGAGCUGGCAUACCUGGUGACCCUGCUGGAGAAAGACUAUGGCUACUCUCCUGAGAACAUUCAUUUCAUUGGCCAUAGUCUUGGAGCACAUGCUGCAGGGGAGGCAGGGAGAAGGAAACCUGGCAUUGGAAGAAUAACAGGUUUGGAUCCAGCUGGACCCCUUUUCCAGUAUACUCCCACAACAGUUAGGUUGGAUCCUUCAGAUGCAAAGUUUGUUGAUAUAAUUCAUACUCAUGCUGGCCAUCUUUUCUUUGACUUUGCUCCAGGGAUUCUUCAGACUUGUGGCCACCUGGAUUUUUACCCAAAUGGUGGGAAGAAGAUGCCAGGAUGCAAGCAGCUUCGUGUACCUCCUGCAAGUCGGGAUAUCAAUGACCUGAUGAGAGCAUACAGAGCUGUUGGAUGUGGACAUAAAAGAAGUCUCAGGUAUUAUGCUGAGAGCAUUAUCACUCCCAAUGGAUUUGCUGGGUACCAGUGUGAAACAUACAGAGCUUUUGUGUUGGGAGAUUGCUUCCCAUGUCCAAAGGAGGGAUGCCCACUGAUGGGUCAUUAUGCUGAUAGAUUUUCACGUAAAACUGAAAAAGAAGAGCAAAAAGUUUACUUGAACACAGGGCCCUCUCCUCCAUUUGCUCGCUGGCGGAAAGAGAUUCAUGUCAGAAUAUCUGCAAUGGAAACCAUGAAGGCAAAUAUAGAUGUAGCCUUGACUGGAACUAAUGGGAUCAGGAAAAAAUACACAAUCGACAAGGGCACUUUCGAACCAGGCAGCACUUACUGGAACAAUAUUGAUACAGAAAUUUCUGGGAACAUUACAAAAGUUGAGUUUCUCUGGAAAAAGCAUCUGGGUCAUGCAGACAGAGGCCGCAUGGGAGCUGAAGAAGUCACAAUAAUAUCUGGGGAAAAUGGCAAUGUGUCUGUGUUCUGUGGCUGUGGGACUGUGAGGCCAAGGACCUGGCAAUCCCUGGUGCUUUGCUGA
Molecule: messenger RNA, 1404 nt
Organism: Calypte anna (Anna's hummingbird)
Lineage: Eukaryota; Metazoa; Chordata; Aves; Apodiformes; Trochilidae
Product: pancreatic lipase-related protein 2
Exons: 12
Coding region: 1-1404 (467 amino acids)
Biological process (GO): lipid metabolic process
Molecular function (GO): protein binding; triacylglycerol lipase activity
Source: RefSeq, a predicted model, not a curated record